Molecule: messenger RNA, 533 nt
Organism: Manduca sexta (tobacco hornworm)
Lineage: Eukaryota; Metazoa; Arthropoda; Insecta; Lepidoptera; Sphingidae
Gene: mRpL34
Product: 39S ribosomal protein L34, mitochondrial
Exons: 2
Coding region: 155-433 (92 amino acids)
Biological process (GO): translation
Cellular component (GO): ribosome; mitochondrial large ribosomal subunit
Molecular function (GO): structural constituent of ribosome
Source: RefSeq, a predicted model, not a curated record
UUUCUGGCAACAUUGCCAUGAUUGUCAAAAUUGAAAUGUCAUUUCAUAUGGGACAUGUCUAAGAGUUCUCAAUUUACAAAAAAUACAAAUUGUAAUAUUUGUGAGCAGUUUUCAGAGUAAUUACAAAAGCAUAAAAGUAAAACGACCACGAAUUAUGGCAGGAAUAAUGUCAACAAUAUUACAGCCUCUAAAGCUCGUAAGGAACACUCUGCAUGCGAUCUCGACAGCAACAACACCUGUCAGUACUAGUUUAGUGCAAGCAGAAACUCCCACGUUUUCAGCAAUAAGAACGAAGGUGCGUUGCUACUUUCCUCGACCAAACGAAGUAAGGAGAGUUCGCAGACAUGGUUGGCAGACAAGAAUGUCGACACCUAACGGGCGCAAAACAAUAAUGAGGCGGCUGCUAAAAGGGCGAUUUGUUCUUUCUCAUUAGCAGUAAUGUGAAUUAUUAGGUAUUUUAAACUAUAAAAAUAAACAAUUGAGUAAUAUAGUAUAGUGUUAAAAGUAAAUACACAAUGAAUAAAUAUAAUAAA